This is a messenger RNA of Prunus armeniaca (apricot), 318 nucleotides long. NCBI's taxonomy places the organism in Eukaryota, Viridiplantae, Streptophyta, Magnoliopsida, Rosales, Rosaceae. The record is from the annotation of a GenBank genome assembly.
AUGGCGGCUUCAUCUCUCAAAAUUGAAGGAUUGCUAGGAAUGGUUACUCUACGUCUGAAAGAUUAUAAUUUCUUGAAAUGGCGGUAUAAGCUCGAAUCUAUCCUGGAAGAAGCAGUCACCUCAAAGGUUACUGCAUUAGAUAAGGAGUGGCUUCGGGCUAAUAAAGCAUUAUUGAGCUUUCUGAUUGCAACACUCUCGGACGACGCGAUUGAAUAUGUUAUCGGCAGUAAAACGGCUCAUGAUGCUUGGUUGAGCCUAUCUGAUCGUUAUGCCACCGUCUCUCGUGCUCGGAUCAAUCAUCUUAAGACUGAGUUAUAG